ACCUGACCUAUUCUCAUACGAGCACUUGGGGUUUCAUGUAAAUCAACCAGACAUUCUGUCAUUCACCAACAAUAUCUCUCCAUAGUAGACUACACCAAUGUGCCUCCAUGAAAUAUUUCACUAUGUUUGUGGAAGAAAUAUUCAAAUGAACGUGCUUUUUCAGGAAUGGUGACACCAGAAUGUUCUAAAUCUGUUCAUUACCACAAGGAUAAAUGGUAUUUCUGCCAAAGACUUGAUAACGGGUGCAGUAAUGCAUCUCAGCACUUUCUGAAAUUAAAGGUCUGCCCUGAGAGCACUUCUGAAACUAUUAGGUGGAAAUGGAUCUAGGAAUGCUAAUAAGUACAUGAAGAAAAAAGGCUUUCCCUAAGCAAACAAUUUUUUGUUUAAUUGGCUUUUUAAUUGUUAAACAAAGGAUUCGCAUGCUUGUCUAGAAAUACACAUUUAAAAGCUAAUCUCCCAGGACAAACGCCCAGCCACAAAGAAGCCUGUCCAAGAGUUCCUUUCAAUUAUCUGCGAAGGAUUUAACAAUGGAAUACAAAAAUCUCAGGAUGCAGAGAGACUAAGAGAACUCACACAAAAAUUUCUACUGAAUGAAUUUCCCCACCUUCUUGGUGAUUGUACACCUGCUUUCCUUAUAAGGAGAACAAGGAAGUAAAUCAUGUUGAAGUUGCUCUUAAACACAGCUUUCCUUCUUUACCUGUCCAGGUAGCCUGUUUUCAUUUCAGUCUUAAUGAAAACUUUUAAAUUUACAUCUCAAGUUUCUUUCCAAAACAGUCGAGAACUGAAACGAAUGGGGAUUGAACUGCUUUGCCUGUUCUUUCUAUUUCUAGGAAGGAAUGAUCACGUACAAGGUGGCUGUGCCAUGGGAGGUGCAGAAACCUGUGAAGACUGCUUGCUCAUUGGACCUCAGUGUGCCUGGUGUUCUCAGGAGAAUUUUACCCAUCCAUCUGGAGUUGGAGAAAGGUGUGAUACCCCAGCGACUCUCUUAGCUAAAGGAUGUCAACUCACUUUCAUCGAAAACCCUGUCUCUCAAGUAGAAAUACAUACAAAUAAGCCUCUCAGUGUAGGCAGACAGAAAAAUAGUUCUGACAUUGUUCAGAUUGCACCUCAAAAGUUGACUCUUAAAUUGAGACCAGGCAGUGAACAGACUCUACAAGUGCAAGUCCGCCAGACAGAGGAUUACCCAGUGGACUUGUAUUACCUCAUGGACCUCUCGGCCUCCAUGGAUGAUGACCUCAACACCAUUAAAGAGCUGGGCUCUCUGCUUUCCAAGGAGAUGUCUAAAUUAACCAGCAACUUUAGACUGGGCUUCGGCUCUUUUGUGGAAAAACCCGUCUCCCCUUUUGUGAAAACAACACCAGAAGAAAUCGCCAACCCUUGCAGUAGUAUUCCGUACUUCUGCUUACCUACAUUUGGAUUCAAGCACAUUUUGCCAUUGACGAAUGAUGCUGAAAGAUUCAAUGAAAUUGUGAAGAAUCAGAAAAUUUCUGCUAAUAUUGACACACCAGAAGGUGGAUUUGAUGCAAUUAUGCAAGCUGCUGUGUGUAAGGAAAAGAUUGGCUGGCGGAAUGACUCCCUCCAUCUCCUGGUCUUUGUGAGUGAUGCCGAUUCUCAUUUUGGAAUGGACAGCAAACUGGCAGGCAUCGUCAUUCCUAAUGAUGGGCUCUGUCACUUGGACAACAAGAAUGAAUAUUCCAUGUCAACUGUCUUGGAAUAUCCAACAAUUGGACAACUCAUUGAGAAACUGGUGCAAAAUAAUGUGCUAUUAAUCUUUGCUGUAACCCAAGAACAAGUUCAUUUAUAUGAGAAUUAUGCAAAACUCAUUCCUGGAGCCACAGUUGGGCUACUUCAGAAGGACUCCGGAAACAUUCUCCAGCUGAUCAUCUCGGCUUAUGAAGAACUGAGGUCUGAGGUGGAACUGGAAGUAUUAGGAGACACAGAAGGACUCAACCUAUCUUUCACAGCCAUCUGUAACAAUGGGGCCCUCUUCCCACACCAAAAGAAAUGCUCUCACAUGAAGGUGGGAGACACAGCUACAUUUAACGUGACUGUGAGUAUACCAAACUGUGAGAGAAGAAACAGGCACAUUAUCAUAAAGCCUGUGGGGCUGGGGGACGCCCUAGAAAUACUUGUCAGUCCGGAAUGCAAAUGUGACUGUCAGAAAGAAGUGGAGGUGAACAGCUCCAAAUGCCACAAUGGGAACGGUUCCUUCCAGUGUGGGGUGUGUGCCUGCAACCCUGGCCACAUGGGUCCUCACUGCGAGUGUGGGGAGGACACACUGAGCACGGAGUCCUGCAAGGAGGCCCCAGAUCACCCCUCCUGCAGUGGAAGAGGAGACUGCUUCUGUGGGCAGUGCAUCUGCCACCUGUCUCCCUAUGGAAACAUUUAUGGGCCCUUCUGCCAGUGUGACAACUUCUCCUGCGUGAGGCACAAAGGGCUGCUCUGUGGAGAUAACGGCGUGUGUGACUGCGGUGAAUGCGUGUGCAGACCCGGCUGGGCGGGUGAGUACUGUAACUGCACCACCAGCACAGAGUCUUGCCUCUCGGAGGACGGGGUGCCCUGCAGCGGGCGAGGAGACUGCAUCUGUGGCAAAUGUGUUUGCACGAACCCCGGAGCCUCUGGACCAACCUGUGAGCGUUGUCCCACCUGUGGCGAUCCCUGUAAUUCUAAACGGAGCUGCAUUGAAUGCCACCUGUCUGCAGAUGGCCAGGCCCGAGAAGAAUGUGUUGACAAAUGCAAGCUAGCCGGUGCGACCAUCAGUGAAGCAGAAGAUUUUUCAAAGGAUGGUUCUGUUCCCUGUUCUCUGCAAGGAGAAAAUGAAUGUCUUAUUACAUUCCUAAUAACUACAGAUAAUGAAGGGAAAAGCAUCAUUCACAGCAUCAAUGAGAAAGACUGUCCAAAGCCCCCAAACAUUCCCAUGAUUAUGUUAGGGGUUUCACUGACUAUUCUUCUCAUUGGGGUCGUCCUACUGUGCAUUUGGAAGCUGCUGGUAUCAUUUCAUGAUCGUAAAGAAGUGGCCAAAUUUGAAGCAGAACGGUCUAAGGCCAAGUGGCAAACGGGAACCAAUCCAUUAUACAGAGGCUCCACCAGUACCUUUAAAAAUGUAACCUAUAAACACAGGGAAAAACAAAAGAUGGACCUUUCCACAGAUGGAUAGAACUACUUCAUGCAUGAAAAAGUCUGCUUCACUGAUAUGAAAUGUUAAUGCACUAUUUAAUUUUUUCUUUUUUUUGUUGCUUCAAAACGAGGUUGGUUUAAGAUAAUAAUAGGUCAUUUGGAGAUCAGUCAUUGUCUGUAUGAAGGUUAGAGACUGUGUUGGCAGGUUCAAAAUAAUCAGGAAGAGAAAUACCCUUAGUGAAGGGGUGACUUUGGGGAUCAUUGAUGAAUACUAACUCUGGUGCAUUAAUGUCUCAAAAAAUCAUCAAAAUGACACAGGGGGGCCUGAUUUGCAUUUGAAAAAUGUUUGAAAUUAGAAUCUCAUUUGUUGCAGGAUUAUAGCUACCUGAAGUCUUUGUCUCAGCAAAGUCACAAAGUCCAUAUGCUCACAUUAAAUAAUCACACUUAUGAAUUAAUUCUAAAGUUUUAGUAAGUCUGCCCUUUCCUAAAGGUGGGUUCUUCUAAAAAUCUAUGAAAAAUGAGACACUGACUUUUACUUCCAUAGAGAGGAUGCAAUUCUUCUAAUGUCCCAAAUGUAAUAAGUGUUAAUUAAUAAUUUCUGUGGAUUAGCAUGUACCCAAAAGUCAGGUAUACACACAAAUAAAUAUUUUAGAAGAAGAAGUAAUUUAUAAAUUAGAAAGUAAAAAAAGAGAAAAUUAUCAGUAAAAACAAAAUAGUUAAUUAAUUAGAUUAUUUCUAAUUACCUGAAGAAGAAAUUUCUACACUCAGUUUCCCUCCUGAUCCUGAGUUCUCAAACCACUACUUGUCCCAUAUUUCUCAAUCCAUUUUUACUUAGUUUUAUAGUCAUCUAAACCCUGGAGAUGUCAUAUGAAAGUUUUAAUUUCUUAUUCAAAUUUACUUUAAAUGGUUAGAUAAUCAAAAGGAGCUCCAAUAAUGCAAAAUGAACAUGGGUUGGAGAGAAUAACACUUUAAAUGGCUUUAAAGAAAACACAUCAAGAGUACAGUCUCUCAUGAGUAACAGGCUUUCUAUCCAUAUUCGUUUCCAUUUAUAUAACCUAACUUGCACAUUUCGGCUGCAUAUGGUGACUAUGCAUCUUGUACUUACUUUAAAAGUAAGAUUUUACUUGCAAACUCCAUGUGGAUAAUUAGGGAUCCAUAGGCUGAUUGAGGAUAUGGACUCCGUAGAAUAUUAUUUCCUAUUAGUACUGCUUCACAGAGCACUGUCAUCUUAUUUGAUAAGGAAGCUAAACCUCAGAGAGUGAGUAGAAAAAAUUGGUCCAGAAUCUAGAUCUUCCAGCUCCAAGCUAUUUCUUCUCUCCACAGUAUGAGGCUAACUCUUUUUCCAUGAAAUGAUGGAAACAUUUGGUUAGUUAAACAAUAACUAUCAUUUGUUUGAAAAUGUCCUGAGAUAAAAAUAGCAUUCAAACUACUGGAGCAGAGGUGAGGUCUUGUACUUUGGUGCAGUGUUUAUUAUCUUUGAGUAAACGGACUGUGAAAUCUUUUACUAGGUGAAUAGUUCAUUAUGAAUGGAAGUUUCAAAUGUACCCACUGAAUUGGCAAAGAUAAUCUAUGAUGUUUCCUCAAUUCUACCGUAUAGAUCUGUACACAUCUGAUCACUUGGAGUCUUAUUUCUUUUCUAGUUUCUAAAUAACUCAGGUAAAUCAGACACUUGGGGAAUACACAGCUAUACUAAAAGAAUUACUAAACAAUCACCUUGGAUACCUGAAGGGCAGAUGUAUCCCCCGUGUUCCUGACUGAAGCCCAGGGUCUGGGGAAAAUCUACAGCAACAGUGAUGAUGCAACAAUGGUAUUCACCUCUACAUGUGACAUUUUUUAUUAUUACUAGAAUGGGAUUCUAGAAAAUAUGAGUUUCCUUUGUGUGUAUAUUGGGGAAGGUAGAGAAGAAUCUGCUAUUUCUCUGAAUACUGUUUUGACCCAAGGCUGGACCUUGAAAAGGCCAAAACAUUAACAGUAGUACUUCUGUUCACUGAAGAGUUAUAUUACAUGAAGAUAAAUGGUUUUUUUGUAAGUUGUUUUAUUGUAUUAUGUGUUGACAUAAAUAAACAUGGUAAUUUAAACAAUGAA
Lutra lutra (Eurasian river otter) is the source of this 5202-nucleotide messenger RNA. RefSeq names its product integrin subunit beta 6 (gene ITGB6). Lineage: Eukaryota; Metazoa; Chordata; Mammalia; Carnivora; Mustelidae. Bases 731 to 3157 code for a protein of 808 amino acids. Gene Ontology annotation, cellular component: cell surface; integrin alphav-beta6 complex; focal adhesion. Gene Ontology annotation, molecular function: integrin binding. The record is from RefSeq and is a predicted model, not a curated record. The transcript has 20 exons. Gene Ontology annotation, biological process: cell-matrix adhesion; integrin-mediated signaling pathway; cell migration.